Molecule: messenger RNA, 2004 nt
Organism: Penicillium angulare
Lineage: Eukaryota; Fungi; Ascomycota; Eurotiomycetes; Eurotiales; Aspergillaceae
Product: Hsp70 family protein
Exons: 9
Coding region: 1-2004 (667 amino acids)
Source: RefSeq, a predicted model, not a curated record
AUGCCACAGUCCUCGACGAUUUCGGCUACUAUGCCGCACAGAAAAAGGCGUUUUCAAGACAUUUCGAAAACAUGUGAUGCCCCGGUAACUCCAUCCGUAUCGGACAGUGACUCGGUUGGGCCAAUUUCUACGAUUCCGACGGAAAAGCCCGCGCCGAAGAAGAACAGCAAAGUUAAAAUGGAAUAUAUUGUGGGUCUUGACUUUGGAACAACUAUGACCUCAAUAUCAUACUAUGGUUUUAAGUCUGGCAAGCGCCCUGCAAAGGUAAUUCAGGGCAAGAUCAGGGAUAUCAAGGACUGGCCAUCGGCUGGCCGUGAUCAACAGAGAGGAGAAGUCCCAAGCGAGAGUCUAUACCUUGACGGCAACUUUUACUGGGGAUAUCAGGCCCGCCAGAAAUUGGAGCAGUUUCACUACAGUGGAGGGAUUUCAGAUCCGUCCAGCAGACUCAUCAAGUUCACAAAGCUUUUGUUGCCUGAAGCUGAAUUGAACGAAGAGGACGAGACAGACAAUCAACUUCGACAGGUGAGGGAGACACUUAGACAUCUAGGGAAAUCAGUUUAUGAGGCUGUAGAAGAUUACUUGAUUGAAGUCUUCCAGUUUGCAAAGAGCUAUCUGGCAGAUGAGGUGAAUUUCACCGAAUCGAGUGUGGUAGAGCUUUGCCUGUCUGUACCUGCAGGGUGGCCAAUCGAGGCAUCCUGGUCAUUGCAACAGAUCGCACAUAAGGCUCUAACCCAAACUACAUUCGGCGAGCUAUCAGGUAUUUUUAUUGUUAAUGAGCCCGAAGCUGCUUCUGCCUUUGCGUUAGAUUUUGUGGUUGGUGGCACUAAUGUCUCGUUGCGGGAGAUAUUCAUGGUAUGUGACGCAGGGGGGGGCACAGUGGAUGUAACAACUUACAAGGUAGAGCAAAAAAGUCCAUUCCGACUGAUAGAAGCUGUUACAGCCAGCGGAGGAAAUUUUGGUUCAACCAGUGUGAAUAGAGCCAUGGAAUCCGACCUGAUCGCUGCCCUGAAAAACGAACCUUGCUUUUCCAAGAACAAUAUAUCAAUUGAGAACCAGCUCUCUCAUAGUUUGUUCCGUAAAUUUGAGAACGAAGUGAAACGAAAUUUCGAUUAUGGAGAUGCUUUGCAGGCGGACGCCUAUUUGGAAUUGUACGGUUUGGAAGAAAAUGCUUCUAAAGGGUUUGGAAAGGGCAUGAUAAUCCUCCACAGGGACCGGAUUAUGGAGUGGUUUAUGCCAAGUCUCGAAAGGAUAGCCGCCCUCAUCCAACAACAGCUUGAUGCUUGUGCAGGGAUUAAUCUUACGGUGCAGAAAAUUAUUCUCUUUGGUGGCUACGCUCGGUCAAAGACCCUUCAAAGCUUCCUGAAGCAGAGAUUUUCGCAUACGAGAGUCAUCAGUCCAAAGGAUGGUAAUUUUGAAUCAACCGUGUCGCGAGGCACGGUAUACCGCGCUACUAAUAAAGAGAAUGGGCCAGUGCGUCGGACCAUUGCGAACGUUGGUAUACUUCAAACUGAGCCAUUCAAUCCAAAAAAGUUUGCAGCUCAUAGAGAGGCCUUACGAGACCGGAACGACUUGAACAAAAAGGAGUACGUCUACAAUACAGUCCAGUGGAUCAUCAAAAAGGGGGAGCACGCCGAUUACAAUGAACCUGUUCGGGAGAGUAACCACCGAGUAAUUCCAGUAGACGAGCCUUGGGAGAUCAAACAGUCCAUUUACUACAAUACCUUGAUUGAGAAUCCGGAGGACCACUACCCUCUGGGGCAUCCAAGGAAUUCAGGCUCUCGAUGGGCAGACACAGUGGUGUUCGACCUAAGCACAGCGAGGGAGCUAUACCCGUUGCCCGUGAAGGGUAAAGAAAACUCCAAGUAUUACGAGGUCCACUAUGACUUAUUGGUCCAGCUUCAUGGGCGUAAUCUGAACGUUUCGAUUGUAUAUCCUCCCGGGGGGGAAGUUCAGGGUAGCAAAGAAAUUGCUGUCGCGGCUUGGUUUCCUGCUGGGGCGGAAUAA